UUUCAGCUCUCAUCCACAAAAUCAAAAGUUUCCGGCUACUGUUUUCCGAUCACAAACUCUUCCGCUUCUCAGUUCUCCCAGUGUUGUGUUAAUCUCGUGUUUGAGCGGCCUUUUGUAUCUCCCAUUCGUUUUUGCUUCAUUUUUAAGGUCGGUACCGGCGCACGCAUUUCCUCUCCUUCUGGAGAAUGGCGUACUCUCUGAGCCACGACCUUGAGUACAUGGUGGAUGACUACUAUGGCGCCAGUGAUUUCGAUUUUGAAGAUAGCAGUGACUCUCCUGGAAGCUCCAGCUUUGAUGAUUCUCAAGAUUCUGACUUGGACGAUGAUUUUGAAGUGAGUGAGUCAAAGACCGAUACUUCGGCUUUAGAAGCCAGGAAUGGCAAGGAUAUCCAAGGGAUUCCGUGGGAACGCCUCAAUUAUACCCGGGAUAGGUACCGCGAGACAAGGUUGAAGCGAUACAAAAACUACGAAAGCCUCUCUCGCUCUCGUCAGGACCUUGAAAAGGAGUACAAGGUAGUUGAGAAAGGAAACAGCUUCUAUGAUUUCCAGUUCAAUACGAGGCUUGUCAAGUCAACCAUUGUGCAUUUUCAGCUCAGGAACCUCUUGUGGUCUACUUCAAAACAUGAUGUGUACCUGAUGCAAAACUACUCAGUAAUGCACUGGUCUUCUCUUCUUAAAAGGGGAAAAGAAAUACUCAAUGUUGCGAAACCACUUGUUCCAACACAGAAAUCCCGUGGGUCCUUGGGCCAGACUCUUUCCAGAGUACAGAUAAGCACCAUGGCUGUGAAAUAUAAUCUAAUGGUGGCAGGUGGUUUUCAAGGGGAGCUUAUCUGUAAGUACCUGAACCAACCUGAAGUUGCCUUUAGCACUAAAAUAACAGCAGAAGAGAGUGCUAUAACUAACGCUGUGGAUAUUUGUAAUAGUCCCAAUGGCUCAAUCAGAGUUAUGGCAGCAAAUAAUGAUGCCAUUGUCAGAGUUUUUGAUGCCCAAAACUUUGCUUGUCUUAACCAUUUCACAUUCCCCUGGUCCGUGAAUAAUACCUCUGUCAGCCCAGAUGGUAAAAUGCUAGCUGUUCUUGGGGACAAUCCUGAAUGUCUGAUCGCCGAUGCUCAAUCAGGAAAGGUAAUCAACAACCUUAAAGGGCACCUAGACUUCUCGUUUGCCUCAGCCUGGCACCCGAAUGGACAAAUCCUGGCGACCGGGAACCAGGACACGACUUGCAGGCUAUGGGAUUUAAGGAACAUGUCAGAGUCCAUGGCAGUAGUGAAAGGGAGAAUGGGAGCUGUUCGGGCCAUCAAUUUCACUUCAGAUGGGCGGUUCAUGGCCAUGGCGGAGGCUGCUGAUUUCGUGCACAUCUUGGAUACCCGGUCCGACUAUGCUGCCGGUCAGGAGAUUGAUCUGUUCGGCGAGAUUGCCGGAAUUUCCUUCAGCCCCGACACUGAAGCUCUGUUCAUCGGAGUUGCUGACCGAACAUACGGAAGCUUGUUGGAGUUCAACAGGAGGCGUUACAGUCACUACAUGGAUUGUUUCUAAACAAUAAUGCAUAGGUAGAUUUUGCAGCUGUAAAAUAUGAGUGGCUUUUGUGGUUAUGUUCUGUGAAUCGGAAAAGAAAUGACGGCCCAUCUGUUUUUAUUGAGGCCGAUAUAGUAGAGAUUAAAGUUUUUGUCAUCCUUUUCUUUUUCUUGUCAAAUAUGCUUGGAUUGAUUUGUGAAGUGAUAAUAGUUGAGAAAUUUUUAGAAUGUAAAUUCGUAAUGUUAUUAAA
Molecule: messenger RNA, 1761 nt
Organism: Ipomoea triloba (trilobed morning glory)
Lineage: Eukaryota; Viridiplantae; Streptophyta; Magnoliopsida; Solanales; Convolvulaceae
Exons: 10
Coding region: 186-1532 (448 amino acids)
Molecular function (GO): protein binding
Source: RefSeq, a predicted model, not a curated record